CGUCAACCCAUCCCAUCGUUGUCAUCUCUUCCCACCGCAAUAGACUUCCUUCUCUCGACUCUCAGAACCUCUCUUGUCUACCUUCGAUUCUCACCACCCUAUCUCCGCUAGUCAGCUACACACGCAUUCUGCUCGGGUCAGGAACAAAUCAUUGAAUCCACAGCUUGUCUCUUCAUACACCUUUCAAUCCCUCAGUCAAGAUGUCCCUCCGCAUCGCCCCAUCCGCAUCCCACCCCUCCAGCACCAGCAAUACCACAACCUCCAAAUUAACCUCCACCACCACCACCACCUCAUCAUCAACACCCUCAACCAACCUCGGUGCCCCCUCCGCCCCCGGUCUACAUGACACACUCCGUGCCGCGCAUACUCACGAAGCAACCACCACCAUCACAUCAAGCCACCCUCUCGAAUCCCGCCUCCAGAACUGGACACGCACACAAGAACGCACACAAAUGAACCUGAUGCGCCGAAACUUCGGUCUAGCUGAACCGUUGCGUCGAGGUAUGGAAUUGAAGAUGGUCAGAGAUGCGGAUUCAUUCCGACCUUCGGUUUUGGGUGCGCCGUCACGUCUACAUGAUGAUAUUUUGACUGGUCGUGAUACCGCGAUGGAUUGGGAGGAUGUUUAUGCUGGGCAGGAUGGUUUGAAGAUGGGGUUGAAUCAAGGUGGAGAUGGACAGGGUGUGGGUUGGACGGAGGAGAUGGAGAGGAAAGUUGGGAUGGGGAAGUGGUGAAAUUAUCAUAAGGAUCUUGAUGAGAGUCUUGAUCGUGAGGUUUUGAUGUUGGGGGAGGGAGUUCUCUUGCUUGCGUCUUCUCCGUGCAUGGCUGGCGUCACUGGUUGGUUGUCGUUGCGUCGAUCAAGGAAGGAAACAGUGUCAGCCCAGACUGGUAUCCAUCUCCUCCUGAGGUCGUCGCAUUUGGUGUAUAACAGACCAUUCGAUAUGUACCAUCCGUAAUCGUAGAUUGAUGAAACCACCUUCUAGGAUCCAGUGAGAUAAUGGAUGAGUCGAAGGUGACCUACUCAUGGUUAUCACAGGACACGAUCAUGGUGCAUGCUCAACCUCCGAACACAAGAUCGCACACCUCCUACUGCCAUCUACAAUCCACAGCCACAGCCAACUUAUCAAUAAUAAAC
Messenger RNA from Exophiala mesophila, 1132 nucleotides. RefSeq lists its product as uncharacterized. Gene Ontology annotation, cellular component: nucleus; cytoplasm. NCBI's taxonomy places the organism in Eukaryota, Fungi, Ascomycota, Eurotiomycetes, Chaetothyriales, Herpotrichiellaceae. Gene Ontology annotation, biological process: proteasome assembly. Bases 201 to 731 code for a protein of 176 amino acids. The transcript is spliced from 2 exons. The record is from RefSeq and is a predicted model, not a curated record.